Peromyscus californicus insignis is the source of this 3695-nucleotide messenger RNA. RefSeq names its product receptor interacting serine/threonine kinase 4 (gene Ripk4). The transcript is spliced from 8 exons. The coding region runs from base 85 to 2445 and encodes 786 amino acids. The record is from RefSeq and is a predicted model, not a curated record. Lineage: Eukaryota; Metazoa; Chordata; Mammalia; Rodentia; Cricetidae. Gene Ontology annotation, molecular function: protein kinase activity; ATP binding; protein binding. Gene Ontology annotation, biological process: protein phosphorylation.
GUCGGAAGUGACGUCAACGGGCGGGGCGCUCACCUGAGCACCUGGGCGGUCGCGGUUGAGCCAGGCAGCGGCGAUACGCACGCGAUGGAGGGCGAAGGCCGGGGCCGGUGGGCGCUGGGGCUGCUGCGCACCUUCGACGCGGGCGAGUUCGCAGGCUGGGAGAAGGUGGGCUCAGGCGGCUUCGGUCAGGUAUACAAGGUGCGCCACGUGCACUGGAAGACCUGGCUUGCGAUCAAGUGCUCGCCCAGCCUGCACGUCGACGACAGGGAACGCAUGGAACUUCUGGAGGAAGCUAAGAAGAUGGAGAUGGCCAAAUUCCGCUACAUUCUGCCUGUGUACGGCAUAUGCCAGGAACCUGUUGGUUUGGUCAUGGAGUACAUGGAGACAGGCUCCCUGGAGAAGCUGCUAGCCUCUGAGCCACUGCCUUGGGAUCUGCGCUUCCGCAUCGUGCAUGAGACAGCUGUGGGCAUGAACUUCCUGCAUUGUAUGUCUCCACCACUGCUGCAUCUAGACCUGAAGCCAGCAAACAUCCUGCUGGAUGCCCACUACCAUGUCAAGAUUUCCGACUUUGGGCUGGCCAAGUGCAAUGGCAUGUCCCACAAUCAUGACCUCAGCAUGGAUGGCCUAUUUGGCACAAUUGCCUACCUCCCUCCAGAGCGCAUCCGUGAGAAGAGCCGGCUGUUUGACACCAAACAUGAUGUGUACAGUUUCGCCAUUGUGAUCUGGGGCAUGCUCACACAGAAAAAGCCAUUUGCAGAUGAAAAGAACAUUCUGCACAUCAUGGUGAAAGUGGUGAAGGGCCACCGUCCAGAGCUGCCACCAAUCUGCAGACCUCGGCCACGCGCCUGUGCCAACCUGAUAGGGCUUAUGCAGAGGUGCUGGCAUGCAGACCCACAGAUGCGGCCCACCUUCCAAGAAAUUACCUCUGAAACUGAAGUCCUUUGUGAAAAACCUGAUGAGGAGGUGAAAGACCUGGCUCAUGAGCCGGGUGAGAAAAGUUCUCCAGAGCCUAAGAGUGAGGCCAGACCAGAGUCCUCACGCCUCAAGCGUGCCUCUGCUCCCCCCUUUGAUAAUGACUGCAGUCUUUCCGAGCUGCUAUCACAGUUGGACUCUGGGAUCUCCCAGACUCUUGAAGGCCCCGAGGAGCUCAGCCGAAGCUCCUCUGAGUGCAAGCUGCCAUCGUCCAGCAGUGGCAAGAGGCUCUCUGGGGUGUCCUCAGUGGACUCAGCCUUCUCCUCCAGAGGAUCGCUGUCACUGUCAUUUGAGCGGGAACCUUCGACAGGUGAUCUGGGCCCCACAGACAUCCAGAAGAAGAAGCUAGUGGAUGCUAUCAUGUCAGGGGACACCAGCAAGCUGAUGAAGAUCCUGCAGCCUCAGGAUGUGGACCUGGUUCUAGACAGCAGUGCCAGCCUACUGCACCUGGCUGUGGAGGCAGGACAGGAGGAGUGCGUCAAGUGGCUGCUGCUUAACAACGCCAACCCCAACCUGACCAACAGGAAGGGCUCCACACCACUGCAUAUGGCUGUGGAGCGGAGGGGACGGGGAAUCGUGGAGCUACUGCUGGCUCGGAAAAUCAGCAUCAAUGCCAAGGAUGAAGACCAGUGGACUGCCCUGCACUUUGCGGCCCAGAAUGGGGAUGAGGCCAGCAUGAGACUGCUGCUGGAGAAGAAUGCCUCAAUCAAUGAGGUGGACUUUGAGGGCCGAACACCUAUGCAUGUGGCCUGUCAGCACGGACAGGAGAACAUUGUGCGUACCCUGCUACGCCGUGGCGUGGACGUGAGCCUGGAGGGAAAGGAUGCCUGGUUGCCUCUGCACUAUGCUGCCUGGCAGGGCCACCUGCCCAUCGUCAAGCUGCUAGCCAAGCAGCCUGGGGUGAGUGUGAAUGCCCAGACCUUAGACGGGAGGACACCUCUGCACCUGGCUGCUCAGAGGGGGCACUACCGUGUGGCUCGCAUUCUUAUUGACCUGUGCUCUGACAUCAACAUCUGCAAUCUGCAGGCACAGACACCUCUGCAUGUUGCUGCAGAGACUGGACACACUAGCACUGCUAGGCUGCUCUUGCAUCGUGGUGCUGGCAAGGAGGCUUUGACCUCGGAGGGUUGUACUGCCCUGCACCUGGCAGCCCGGAAUGGACACCUGGCCACUGUCAAGCUGCUGGUAGAGGAGAAGGCUGACGUGAUGGCUCGGGGGCCCCUGAAUCAGACAGCACUGCAUCUGGCUGCUGCCAAUGGGCACUCUGAGGUGGUAGAAGAGCUGGUCAGUGCUGACCUCAUUGACCUGUCUGAUGCACAGGGCCUCAGUGCACUGCACCUGGCUGCCCAGGGCAGGCAUUCACAGACUGUGGAGACGCUGCUCAAACAUGGAGCCCACAUCAACUUGCAAAGUCUCAAGUUCCAAGGAGGCCAGAGCCCCACUGCCACACUGCUCCGACGCAGCAAGACCUAGCUUGCCACCUGCAGAACCAGGGCUCCAUGUAGGCUUCUGGUCCAUUCUUGUGUUCCUCAUGGGAACAGAAUGGUCCUGGGACACUGCUCACCCUGUUGGUGGCCUGCCCAUACAUUGACCAAGCAGAGGCUAAUGAACAAGGCAAUAAUACCUGUGUCAGGGUAGAGGCUGCCACUGGCCACUGUGGCCGGUCAUGGUGUCUGAUGUCAGAUGGGACUAGGUCGGUGUCAUUUCAUUGUGGUCUUGAUUGGCUGCUGAUGGCGGGUUGUUCAUGGCAAAGCCUAUAUAAGGAUAGCCCCUCUUUCCCAGAGCAAGCCACCUCUACUUGCUUGGAGCACAGCAUCUUCGGUAGAGGCAUGGAAGGGGUGGUGUCCUUCAUCUUCUCACUGCGAUGGGCAGAGCAUCCUGUCUUUGGAGGUAUAGUGGAUUCUUAUACAUGAGUGACAUGCUAGCUUUGCUUGAGACCUGUGAAGAUAGAACUGGCACUGGCUGAUGGAGUCUAGAAAGGGAAGAUUAUAAAACCACAAGGCUGGUCUUAACAUUGAACAGCCUUACCAGCAUUGAACUGCUGUUUCAUUUGUUUUGUUGUUUGGGUUUUGUUUUGUUUUUUUUUGUUUUUUGUUUUUUUUUUUUUUGGUGAUGUCUAGGUCACCAUACCUCUUCCCCCACUUCCUUGACAGUUGCUGAAUUCUCACUAAAAUGUCAGCCACGUAUGUAAAAGGUAGUGGAAAAUUCUUUAUAAAUAGGUUUUAUACUAAAAAUUGUUUAAUCAAACAAAUCACUCUUUCAGGCUCUUAUCUUUUGGUGAAGUGGUGAUUUGUGCCAAGGGCUUUGCUGAUGUGCCCUGUGACGACACCCACUGUGUUCCAUCCACAGCAGCUGAAUGUGGCCUGAGGUGGCCAUUGGAGAUAGUUGUACUCUGAGGGGUCAAAAGAUUUGAUAGCCUCGUUGUUAUACCUUCCCCAUUAGCAUUCUGAACAUUGUCACUGUAGAUAUGUGUUGCAGAAGUGCCUUGUGUGCAAACACAUGCUGUAGCCUGGUGUGUGGCACAAAGAGUGACAUUAAUGUACUGUGUAUUUUGACAUGAAUCAUGGACAGGAUACUUUUCUGUGACAGGAAGUCGUGGAGCUGGCUAUGUUUUAAUAUGCCUCAAUUUACCUUCACUGUCUUUUGCUCCUGUUGUGUGAAACACAGAAACCAUAGGAGAUCUAUGUGAUGUCAAUAAAGGACUCAUCUACUUUUGGAAUUCA